Messenger RNA from Hyla sarda, 5743 nucleotides. RefSeq names its product fms related receptor tyrosine kinase 3 (gene FLT3). The record is from RefSeq and is a predicted model, not a curated record. Gene Ontology annotation, cellular component: signaling receptor complex. NCBI's taxonomy places the organism in Eukaryota, Metazoa, Chordata, Amphibia, Anura, Hylidae. The transcript is spliced from 24 exons. The coding region runs from base 1060 to 3966 and encodes 968 amino acids. Gene Ontology annotation, molecular function: transmembrane receptor protein tyrosine kinase activity; ATP binding. Gene Ontology annotation, biological process: positive regulation of kinase activity; multicellular organism development; cytokine-mediated signaling pathway.
CACACACUUUAUUAAAAAAUAAUAAAAAUGUUAGAAAAUAUAUACAUGCCAACAAAGGGUAUAUAAUAAAGUAUUGAGAUGAACUUUUGUUAUUGACCAAAUAAUUAUUUUCCACCAUCAUUUGAAAAUAAAUUCUUUAAAAAUCAGACAAUGUGAUUUUAUGGAUUUUUUUUCUCAUUCUGUCUCUCAUAGGUAUACCUACAAUGAAAAUUACAGGCCUCUCAUCUUUUUAAGUGGGAGAACUUGCACAAUUGGUGGCUGACUAAAUACUUUUUGCCCCACUAUAUGCAUGGUCACGCCCCCUCCCAUAGACUUAGGGCGGGGCGUGACAUCACACGGGGGUGGAAUCGUGACGUCACGAUAAUCUGGCCCCGUGGUCGUCACGCUUCACACUUGGAGCCUCCAGCGCUGCGGAUAGCUCACAAAGAUGGGUGCGGAAUGACAGAUUGUGGGGGUCCCCAGCGGCGGGACCCCCGCUAUCAGACAUCUUAUCCCCUAUCCUUUGGAUAGGAGAUAAGAUGCAUUAGGGCCAGAGUAACCCUUUAAGCUGGUUAUUCACCCAAUAAUGUUGAGAGAGAUAUAGGAAAUGGUUCACAAUGCCCAUGGGGAAGGGGCCAACAUGAGCUUGCAGGAACCUGCUAUGUCACAUGAGAUGUGCAUCACAGAAUUCUACUUUUAAUAGUGCACUUAUUAAUAGACAGCAGUGGCACUAACCACAAACAGCUUGGUGUGUUAUUCUCCUCCUGCAGAUACAAGUAACCGUCUGCACAGUGAACAAUGAAAGUUAAUCUGCAGUUUUCACAAAAACACAUUUGUGUACUAAAAAAAAUGUACUAAGACCACCUCCAAAAUGCCACCAUAUACCAAUUAAUAAUCUACUUUUUUUUUCUCACCGGUGAGUUUGUUCCUUAUUUUUUGUUGUUCUGUCUUUACUGUAAGGGAUAAUAACUUAACAUGCUCUGAUUUCCUGGUCAGUCUGUCCUAGUGCAGUCACAAGACGCAGUGUCCCAGUACAGAGUCCUGCUACAAGGAACAGUUGCCAUCUUCCUAAGCUUAUUUAUGGCCACCAAACAAAGCCUCUCACCAUUUCAGUGCUAUUUAUUCAGAAACCCUGUAGAGGACGAGGACACUGGAUCUGGAUUAAAGUAUUCCUCCUCUUUUAACAAAGCUACAAACCUGAACUGUUCAUGGACGUCACAUAACAUUUACAAUGCAGGUCUGACAGUGGAAGUGAAUAUUUUUGAAUCAAUAAAACUGAAUGUACUUCAGAACAUAAGCAAGUCGGUAACAUUUGUCUGGUUGCAGAAGAAGAACAAUAUCUCUCAUGUUGUGAAUGGCUCUAGGAACAGUAGCCAUAUUUGUUUGGAACUGGUAAGAGCCACCGAAAGACAAGCUGGAAUAUAUGAGCUUUUGAUACAAAGUGAAAACUCCAACUACUCCAUAUAUUUUGAAGUGAAAAUAAGAAGCAGACCAAGAAAACCUUAUUUUACACUAGGACACAGUUAUAUGAACUGCUUCUCUGGGGGCUAUCCAAAACCUGUUGUAUAUUGGACAUCAUGUGGUUCAGAGGAUGACAGAUGCCACAGAAAGACAAACUCUAUACCAUAUCCUGAGUCCGAUAAUGAUGAAAAUACACAGGUGGGAAGCACAUUGGAAUUAACAGAGAUUAUGGAAAAGAACAUAUACUGUUGCGCAGCUAAUGAUCUUGGAAGUGAAUGCAGCAAGCUUUACACCAUCGAUCUGACUUCUGAAACAUCUCACCCUGAAAUACUACUUAAGACUGGAGAGCUCUUUGUGAUACGGUGUUGGGCAUGGUAUUCAUCAUAUAAAUAUACAAUUAAAUGGGACAGCGAAAGUGGAAAACAGAUGAUGUCCUAUAAUAGAAGCGUCAUCAGACCUAAUGGGGAUUGGUUCAGAGUGUUGUUUGCUUCGUUCCAAGUAGGAAGCAGCAGGAACGUCACUUGUACCUCAACAGUUCAUCUAAAAAAGACUGAAAGGCUUAAAGUAAUAGACAGAGGAUUUAUCGAUAUGGAUACUUCAUGUGUAGAACAUGACAUUGACCCAAUGCAGGACUUUUGCCUUGUUGCAGAGUGGAAGGCAUAUCCAGCUGUGAGGUGUGCAUGGAUCCACAAUGCAAAUGUCUCUCCAUGUUCUCCUGUCACAAAUGAAAAUGGACAAAGCCAAUCUAAAUACUGUGCCCGAAAAAUGAUGCCUGGAGAGUACACAUUCUACAUAGACAACGAUGAUGUGCAGCUCAGCAAAACCUUCAAUGUGAACUUACUCCAAAAACCUGAGGUGGAAUGUAAGUUGACCAACCAGAAGAAUAUCUCCUGCAUAUCACAAGGUUAUCCAUUACCAACCUGGUCAUGGAUGAAGAGUGGUGGCGGCUCCAACUGUGAGCAAGAAAUCGAGAAUGGAUUCACAAUUGGUCCGUCAGAAAGACAUGGAAACAGCUGGAUGUCUUCUAGCACAUUGGAUGUAGGAAACCAAGUGGAAACUGUCACCAUCUGUAGUUGCGCUGUCAGUUCUGUUGGACGAACAUGUGCAGAAAUGUUAUUGAAACAACUUGAACAACACAAUUUUACUGUCCCAACUGUGAUUGGACUGAGCUGCAGCCUGUGUAUUGCUAUUAUUCUAUUUGCACUAAUUCUGAGGAAAUACAAAAAGAAAUACAAAUACGAAAGUCAGCUACAGAUGAUACAGUUCAUUGGGCCAUCUGAUAAUGAAUACAUCUACAUUGAUUUCAGUCUUCUAUCCUAUGAUGUAAAAAAAUGGGAAUUUCCAAGAGAGAAUCUGGAAUUUGGUAAUACCAUUGGAUCCGGAGCAUUUGGGAAAGUGGUUACUGCUAAAGCUUAUGGAAUCAGCAAGUCAGGCGUGUCCCUGCAAGUGGCGGUCAAAAUGCUGAAAGAAAAUCCUGAUACUCCAGAAAAAGAUGCCCUAAUGUCUGAACUGAAGAUGAUGACUCAGAUUGGACACCAUGACAAUAUAGUCAAUUUGUUGGGAGCGUGCACUGCGCCAGGUCCAGUAUACUUGAUUUUUGAGUACUGUCCACAUGGAGAUCUUCUCAAUUACCUGAAAAGCAGAAGAGAUUCAUUCCACCAAACAUGGUCGGAUGUUGUCAAGGAUAAUAACUUCACUUUCUACCAUAAUUUAAACCAGGAUGAGAAAUUCAGAGACAGAGCUGUGACAGUGUUAAGUAACUGCUCUUAUACAUGGAUAACUACGGAGCAAGAAUGCAACACAAAUCAGCACAACGGAGACUUGUUGGUCCCACAACCUGAGGUUCUCCAAGCUGAAGAAAUCAAAUACCAAAACACCAGGAAGUACGACGAGGAGGAUCUGAACAUCCUCACCUUUGAAGACCUCCUUAGUUUCUCAUAUCAAGUUGCCAAAGGAAUGGAGUUCCUCGAAUCGAAGUUGUGCAUUCACAGGGAUCUUGCAGCCCGAAAUAUACUGAUAAACAGCGGAAAAGUGGCCAAAAUAUGUGAUUUUGGACUCGCCAGAGACAUCGUGAAUGAUUCAAGCUAUGUGGUAAAGGGCAAUGCUCGACUGCCAGUUAAAUGGAUGGCUCCAGAGAGUAUAUUUGAUGGAAUAUAUACUAUCAGAAGUGAUGUUUGGUCUUAUGGCAUCUUGCUUUGGGAGAUAUUUUCUCUUGGAAUCAAUCCAUAUCCAGGCAUACCUGUCGAUGCAAAAUUUUACAAGCUCCUGCAAAGUGGAUUUAAAAUGGACCAACCAUUCUAUGCUACAGAUGAAAUAUAUUUCCUGAUGCAGUCCUGCUGGGGUUUUGAUUCUAAGAAGCGACCGUCCUUUUCAGAACUGGUUUCAUAUUUGGGAUAUCAAAUUUCCAAUAUAGAAGCUCUGAUUUACCAAAGCAAGAACAGCCAUAAUUCAGAUUCUAAUUGUUCGACGCUUAUAGAAAGUGCACUGAUCCAGGACCUUCUAUCUGUCAACACACCACUUAUCUGAGUCAGCGUACUAGCAGAGCUUUCAUUAGCUUUUUGGCACUUUUACAUAACUGUCUCCAUCUCAAGAUCAUCUCUGAUGAAGUAGAAUCGUGGAUCGGUGGAAUAUUCUCUGGGAUUUCAGAUGAACUAAAGGCAGAAGUCAUCAGUCGCUUUUCAAUUGAUGCUUUGCUGAAUAAUACGGUAUAUAGGGGACUGCACAAGGUGUCUAUUUACCAGGAUUAGAGGGCCAUCAUAUACAGAACAUGUCGGCCAAACACCAUUCAGCGUGGACUACCACACCCUAGCCCCACAGAUACCCACUUCUCUGGUGUAGGGCACAGGGGUGCAGCCUAUUUGAGACCUUUAUUAUACCACAGCUACAAAACCUCCCAUUUUGGGGUUUCCCUAUAGUAACUGCGACCCGCAGCUAGAGAAGGACAUAGCCUAGUAAUAGCUCUGAUAGAAUAUAUAUAGCGACAAUUCUGGGCUCAUGGAACACAAAUGUUGCAGAUGAUGGAAUGUUUAAGAAAGUCACAGCAUUCAGUAGGUUCCUGUCGUUCACUAAAGAAGCACCCCGGGUUUUUUGUUGCCUAUAUUAUGCACACUCACUAUUACUAGUCUUACAGCAAAAUAUGUUUAAUUCCAGUGCAGCUGCAUCUAUAUGUUUCAUUACUGCAACGUGAUCAUGUGAUCACCAAUCUGACUCUCCAUAUCUUCCGGUUCAUAAUUGGCAAAUCAGGAUGUCAGUCCUAAGUCACCUGACUUCCUGUGAACUACGGGAUUACAUCCUCAUCUACUAGAUCCCUCCCAGCAGCUCACAGAUCCCUCCCUUCCCAGAUUCAUCUGCUUUCUCAAUGGCAGUGUUUCCCAACCAGUGUGCCUCCAACUGUUGCAAAACUACAAAUACCAGCCGUUGGCUGUCCAGGCAUGCUGGAAGUUGUAGGUUUGCAAUGAUGAAGGCACACUGGUUGGUAAACACUGCUCUGUGGGAUCAGGAUAUAGUAGGUAUACACCCCCUCUGAGGUUACCACAUUGUAUUUAUUGCUGCAUUCUUAAAGUUUUUUUUCCAUCGUUUUUCCAAAAGUAUGCCAAAAAAGGUGCAAUUUCACCAUAAUUGUGUCAGAAAAGGCAUUGAAACUGCACAGUGUAUAUUUGACACUGACGCACUUGUGAGUCUAAUGUGUUCACCUGUGUAUUCUCCAGCACUUGCAGCUUAAUUACAUGACCAGCUGGAGUGAUCAAACACCUGAUACUCAGCCAGAGCAUUGAUGGUAAAUGUAGCCCAUGCUUGCCACAUCAUCAAAAAAGGUAAGCAAAAGGCAUGCACAAGAAUAGCUUAUGCUGCACUAUAUAAGCAUAAACAAAAUCCCGGAGUGCUUCUUUUUUUCUGCAAAAUGGGGAAAAGUGAAUGUUUAUUACUUUAGUAAGUAGAUAACAAUCCUGUUUCACAUCAACGCUCCCCUGAUGAUGUAUUGAUGGUUGAUAAUGUGGUAGGCCUAUAGUUGGGCCCGCCUGUCAUCAUGAAGCAUUAUAUGGCGGCUACUGACUUGAGUGUGUUAUCGGUUUAAUUCACAAGACCACAAAGUAAGAGUCACAUGUGUAAUGGCUGUCCACUAUGACAAGUAGAGGGGGGCCCAUUGUGUUACAUUUAUAUACCCUAAAAUGGGCACAAACAAAGUGGUUACACAGAAAUAAUGUAAAUAUUAAAAUCACAAGAUGCAUAUCCCUUUUUUGGUAUAGGCUUAUGCUGAGCACUAUUGUUGAGUAAGAUUUUUUUAAAGAUAUUUUUUAUAUUAAUA